CAUACAGCCGCGUACACAACUUCACACUUCAACCCAAAAGACUUCUAAACCCACUCUUCACGUGGCAGUACCUCAACUCCUCCCCAACUUCCUUCCUUCCGCAAACGACCCCCCCACGAAAACCGCUGCCAACCCCGCACCCCGCUUAUCCCACCCGCAACCCCCACGCCGUCUCUUCAAUCAGCCCACGCCACCGCCACAACAACCAACCCUACCAGGCCUCGCGCUAAACAGCAAACGGAGCGAUGGCGUCGCCAACGCUCAACGCCGCGGGUGAUGCGUCGCCGAUCUAUUUCUGGCGCGAGUACGACGAGCCUUACGGCUUCCUGUCGCAGUGGUAUGACUGUGCGUUCGAGCACGCGGGCGUCACGUACCGGAGCGCGGAGAUGUGGAUGAUGGUGCAGAAGGCGCAGUUGUUUGGGGACGAGGAGAUUGCGCAGGCGAUGCUGCAGGCUGUUUCCCCAGAAGAGCAUAAGGAGCUUGGUCGUAAGGUUAAGAAUUUUGAUAAGAAGAGGUGGAAUGAGAACAAAAGCCGCAUUGUCGAAGAGGGCAAUUUCUACAAGUUUACGCACAGUAAAGAGAAGACGCAACUAGCGAAACUGCUGCUCGCUACGGGUGAUCGAGAGCUUGUUGAGGCUUCACCUUACGACAGGAUUUGGGGGAUUGGUUUUGAUCGGAAUGUGGCAGAGGAGCACCGAGCAGAGUGGGGCGAAAACUUACUGGGGAAGGCAUUGAUGAGUGUGAGAAAGAGGCUGAGCGAAGGGAAAGAGGAGUAAAAUAUUCUGUAACGAAGAAUCGAAGCCUAGUGUAGUUUCUAGAGAUGUAUUGUCUAUUCCUUAACUACACACCAAGUAAAAUCUACUAUACCUAUAGAGUACUUCUUAGGUAGUUAUAAUAGACUAUUACACUAC
Messenger RNA from Aplosporella prunicola CBS 121167, 911 nucleotides. RefSeq lists its product as uncharacterized. NCBI's taxonomy places the organism in Eukaryota, Fungi, Ascomycota, Dothideomycetes, Botryosphaeriales, Aplosporellaceae. The record is from RefSeq and is a predicted model, not a curated record. Bases 246 to 776 code for a protein of 176 amino acids. The transcript has 4 exons.